CUGUUGAGUCGUGCAUGCUCGUGCACUUGUGCCAACUUGUGCGGCUCGUUAGUUGAAAUACAAUUCAUUUUUGUGUAUUCUUCGGUAACGUUGAAGUCUAGAAAUGACUGGGUUUACAGAGAGUGCGCUUGUGAAAAGAUUAAUGGACCUGAAUCCCUCCCAACAGAGUAUUCAAACAUUGUCCCUUUGGUUAAUUCAUCACAGAAAACAUCACCCAACCAUCGUGAAAGUCUGGUUCAAAGAAAUGUGUAAAGUGAAGGAUAAUCGCAAGUUAAUGUUCAUGUAUCUGGCGAACGAUGUUAUUCAAAACAGUAAAAAGAAAGGCCCCGAAUUUGGGAAAGAAUUUGAAACAGUGUUGCCUAAGGCUUUUGAGCAUAUGAAGGGGUUCGACGAGAAGACGAGGGAGAGGUUGAACAGAUUACUGCAAAUAUGGGAGGAGAGAGGAGUGUACGAUAAAGCGCAAAUCACAGAAUUUAAAGUCGCCUUUACGGAUACCUCGAAGGAUCCAGGAACACCGCCUCCUAAAAAGAAACUUAAAAACGACAUAGAGAAAGUAAAGAAAGAAAAAAAGGAGAGAAAAAAGUCGGAGACUGAAGUCGAAGUGGAUGGAACGAAAGAGCUGCAUGUUACGUUGAGUCCACGUACUCCUGCCGGAGAUCCACCGGAAACAGAGGAACUCAUCAAAGCCUUAAUGGAUUUGGAAAACACAGCAUCCUCUGACGCUGGUGUUAGAGAACGUAUCGCAUCUCUGCCACCAGAAGUUUCGGAGGUUUCGCUGCUUGCGAAUCUGGCUGAUAGAGCAGCCGCGGACCAAUUAAGCGUUGCUGUAAACGAAGCUGCUGCAUUGUUGGCGGAUUACAAUGGACGAUUGCAAGCUGAAAUGGAAGACAGAAGGAGAUUGUUAACUAUGCUUAGAGAUUACACUUUAGCGCAAAGGCAGUUACUUCAGCAAGCGCAGACUACUUUAGAAGACUAUAAAGAAAAACUUAAAAAGGUGUGCACAGUUCGAUCAGAAGUGAAAUCCCACAUUUCGAAUCUUCCCGACUUGACGCAGUUACCUGACGUCACAGGAGGUUUGGCACCUCUUCCAUCGGCUGGUGAUUUGUUUUCCAUGCACUAGCACAUUGAGUUUAAAGAGCACGAUCAUUGAAUUAUUCCUGAGUUCCACGCAUAGACAAGCACGACCAUGCUACGUUAGCUUGGUUUCUUGCGAUCGAUUAUAUCUUAUCCAGUAACUUUAUAUUUUUCGAUAUUUACAACGUUAAAUAUUGUUCGAACUUGUGGCGUCUAAUUGCAAACUAUACAAGAGAAGAAUCGACGAAUGAAAUCGCCACGAGAUCAUUUUCCAAAAUACCUUGCUAAUAAAUAAAUGUUAGUUAUCGAGGUAUCGAUGAAUUAUCGUAAUUUUAUUAUAUAAAGACUCGCUAAAAACGAAAAGAAAAGAAAUAUGUACGCAUGCAUGGAAUAAAACAAUGCGCAUCAAUUAAAUGUGCAGUUAGGAAUAUUCAGAAUACUGAAAUUUUUUUUUAGUUUGCCCAAUUAUCGAUGACCAACACAGCGUUUAGAAUAUUCAUUUAUAACAUUUGGUAAUCAUCCUUUGUGUAUAUAUAUUGUAGGUAAUAUAAUUCUGGGACUGAGAAAGACAUCUUAAAACAUAAUGCUGCAGUUAACUUUAAAUAUAUAUUGGGACUGCGUAAAGUAAAUAAUAUUGUAUAUGUAAUAUUGUAUGAAAUAAAUCGCGUGAUUUGUGCGUUGCGGAAAUUGUAAUAAUAUGCAGAAUAUUAAUACGAAUAAAUGUUUU
This is a messenger RNA of Hylaeus anthracinus, 1801 nucleotides long. RefSeq names its product regulation of nuclear pre-mRNA domain-containing protein 1B. Gene Ontology annotation, cellular component: RNA polymerase II, holoenzyme. The transcript is spliced from 5 exons. Bases 104 to 1120 code for a protein of 338 amino acids. Gene Ontology annotation, molecular function: RNA polymerase II complex binding. The record is from RefSeq and is a predicted model, not a curated record. Lineage: Eukaryota; Metazoa; Arthropoda; Insecta; Hymenoptera; Colletidae. Gene Ontology annotation, biological process: mRNA 3'-end processing.